AUGUCUAGAAAAAGAAUUGAGGCUCCUCCUUUGACUGAUAGAUCAUAAUUCCGUAGAAUCAGUUAAAAAAGUGUAGAUGAAUUGAAUUAAGUAUUGAAUUUAAAUAUUCUAGACUCUUCAUGCUCGAAUCAACAGUAUGGUAGGAUUGGAUGAACAAUUGUCCACGAAAAUUAAAUAACUUUAAGUUAGUACUUUUACUACUAAAGACUUAACAUCUAUAGGGUCAUCUCUUUAAGACAUGGUUACAACAUUAUAAAAAGUUUCAUUUAAUGAAAUUAUGUAUAAUCAGCUUUUAAGAGAUAACGAAAAGUUUAAGAAUGAACAAUCUUAUUUGAAGGCUUAAUUAUUUAAACUUAAUAAUCUUAAUUCCAAAUUCUAAUAAGAACAUUAAUUGUUAUUAGAGAAAAUAAGAAGUUAAGAAGUUGAUAUUAAUAAUCUUAACAAAAAGUUAACUGCUGAAUAAAAGCUUAAUGAGGAAUUAUGUAUAAACAUUUAAUAAUUUUUAGCUAAAAAAUUGAAGAGAUCAGAAUAAAGAGUUUAAAUCAUAUUAGAAUCUAAUAUUACAAUAUAAAAAGAUUAAUUGAAACAUAAUUUGGUUGAAGUUUUGACAGAAAAUGAACAUAUCAAGAAAGAUGCAAUAUAAAAAUAAAAAGAUUUUUAAAAGUAGAUUAUAAUAAUAAUUAUUAUAGACUUUAAAUGGUUAACAAUUCUUUAAACUAAAAAUUAUCUCGAUUAAAUAAUAGAUUUUAAAUUAGAAGUAAAGUUUAAAAUGAAGAAGAUUUUAUAGAUUAAGAGAAAAUGGUUAUUACAUUUACAGAAAUACCUAAAAAUUUCGUUUUUAGACAUGUAUUCUAAAAUUUAGAAUGCAAAUGUAAUAAUUUAUAAUUCAAAUUAGAAUUUAUUUAAUCAGUUUUAGAAUUUUCAACUGAAGAUUUUUUAAUUCAUAUUAAUUCAGUAAAUCCUGAAACUAAAAAAAUGUAAUUGACAUGGCUAUUUAAUUAUAUGAUAAAUUACAAAGAAUUCAGUUUAGCUCAUAAUGUCUUUAUUAUCAAACUAUCUAAAUUGAUGUAAAUUUAUUCAUAUGAUGAAAUGCAUAAUUUCUUUACUACAUUAUCCUCUUUCUUUAAAGUUUCUCACAUUUAUUUAUGGUUAAGAGAUUUCUAAACAGGAUUCUUUAUUAAUUAAUUUGAUGGAAAAUAAAAAAAAAUAAUUUGUACAAAAGGAGCCUUUAGAGAUUGUUUAGAUACUCGAGAAUCAGUAAAUAAAUUAACUGCACAUAAACAUAUUAUGUAUUAAAAUGAUAUGGGAGAGGAUAUUUACUAAGAUAGUACAUACAUCUUUCCUAUUAUUACUGAUGCUGCUCUACCAGCAGGAUUAAUUGAAUUUCAUCAUCCUAUAUAAAGUAAUAAUUUUAGUGAUAUCUAAUAUUUUGCAUCAAUCUUAGGAUUGUAUACAAAGAUUCAAAUCUAAAAGAUAGAUGAGGAAAUACACAAAACUUCAUUAUUAAAAUAAACUGAUAUUUUAUAAAGCCAAUUUUUAAAGUUAAUGAAAGCAAUAGAUAAAUUUCAUUUUUGUGAAUUAAUGAAAGAAAUGUAAUGUAAAGUAAUGUAAUUAUCAACAUCUGAAAUUGUUUUUGUUGAAAAUAAUGGUUUAUGGAAAUAUCAUAAUGAAGAAAUAAAGAAAUUAGAUAAUUUAGCUGGAGUAUGUGGUUAAGUGGCUAUAAGUAAAUAACCUGCAUAUUUUGCUAAUAUUUCAAAAGAACUUAAUUUUAAUUAAAUAGUUGAUAUGUAUUCAAUUGCUCCUUUAUUUAUUUAUCCUAUUGUUCAUAAUAAUGAAACUCAUGCUCUAAUUUAGGUGUCACUUACUAAUAAAUAAAUAGACAAAUAUAGAUUUAAAGAUCCCUUGGUCAGUUUAUCGUCUUAAUCUAAUUAAGCAAGACUAUUUUGUGAUUAUGUUACUACUGCAUAUAUACAUAAGUUUUUAUGA
Paramecium pentaurelia is the source of this 1986-nucleotide messenger RNA. The record is from the annotation of a GenBank genome assembly. Lineage: Eukaryota; Ciliophora; Oligohymenophorea; Peniculida; Parameciidae.